AUGGACUCACAAAGUUCAUCCAACCCUGAUAAUCCUCCUAGGAUCAAGCGGCGAAACGGAGGAGCGAAGUCAAGAAAUGGAUGCUCCAAGUGCAAAGCUAGACGCAUCAAAUGCGAUGAGAAACGGCCCAAUUGCGAGAACUGUGCCAAGUUCGUAUGUGCGUGCCCUGGAUAUACGCAGAAACUACGAUGGUCGCACAAGCACCAGCGGGCUGAGACGUUAAUAUCUCAAGAGACGAUUUCUGGAAGAGAUGACCAACCGCAAGAGCCACCACCUGUAAUUCAAGCAGAAGAUUUCAGUAUCCAAGCCGGGCCAACAGAUCAUCAAUAUGUGUUAGAUACUUUGCAAGAUGGACCCAUUAUCCUGGAUGACGACUGCGACUUUACCUGGCUAACCGAGGCUUCGCCAACUUGGCAAGCCACAGGCCUUGAUAUUGGGGUCGGCCAUUUUGGCGAGCCUCUACAGAACCCUUUCAACUUGUUGCAAAGGCCUGAAAUGCCGGAUUCACGGCAUGACCUGAUAUCAAUGUCCAAUCCCCGCAUUAUACAAGCGCCUGUUCACAUAUCAACAACACUAAUCGAGUACUGGUUUCGAUAUAUCUGUCCAGUGCGCUCCACGUUCGAUUCCGAGGUAAACAAUAAUCGCUCAUUGGCUCGAAACUCAUGGGCUACAUCUGAGGCCGUCUUCUAUACGAUGCAAGUCAUGUCGGCUGUGUGUCUUGUAGACACUAUGCCCCAUCUGAGGCAAACCCUACCGUCACUGAGAGAACAAUCUACUCUCGCUAUUACCCAGGGAAUUUCUCGAGUGCGAAACCUAGGACUAGCUCGAGUCACAGCUGAUUUGGUCUUUGCUGUAUUGGCAAUGGGAACUUCAUCCCAUUGGGUCACUCCUGGAAAUUCGGACUAUCCGUGGCUGGAAUCAGCUAGAGAAUUGCUUUCUAUGUGGAGUGUUGGGAUCUCGACGGCGGAUGCUCUGCUACAUGCCUAUUUCUGUCAAGCUUUGACCUACUGGGAGAUGCUUCUCGCAUUGGUGGACCGUGGCUCAAACCCCUCAAACGUCGAGAAAAGACGACGGAAGUACCAGGACAGACUUCGUCGGGCCAUGUUACCAGAAGCUGAUACGUUUGACGCAACAUCAUAUGAGCAUUCAUCGCUCAGUCAAAGUAUCAAGCCACUGGGAACGCUUCCAAACUCUUGGUGUGGCAUAUCGAACGAGGUCGUUGAGAUUUUCGGCCAGGUAUUGGCUCUCUGUCGAAGCGCGUGCGAUUACAACCAAGAUCAGGCAACUAUUGGUCGUGACAUAGCAAGUAAGGCCCUUUGCGAUAUAGCAGUCGCGUACGAGCUUGAGAAAGAGCUUUUAAGUAUGGACUUUGACACUAUCGUGCUUCUGGAAGAGCUGCAAGGCUUUCAUGUCGAUACACGGGAUGAUAACACCCCUGUCUCUCAUCUGCUAGAGACAGCCGAGGCUUAUCGCAAAGCUGGGUUGCUGCAGUUGUACCUAACCUUUGAUGAUCUUGUCGUCAACACAAGCGGUGGACAAAAUGCGUCAACCGGUACCGAUAGCGCAGUGGAUGAAGCAUCUCGAGCAAAAUCUCUCGUUGACUUGACUCUGCAGCUCGUGGCUACACUUGAAAGGAUUCCAGCUCAAUCAGGUUCAAAGUUUAUUCACCCUAUGUUAUAUGUUACUGCGGCCGUGGGUCUGAAGUUCCACAGGUACCCCGAUUUUCACUGUCCAAGAACACCAGAGGGAGUCAACAAUGACCCAUCUGAUGUCUUCAUUUCACAACUGGAAUGGAAUUUAUUUGAUCUUACGCCAGAAACAUGCUUGCCAGGAAGCUCAGAUACGAUGACCGCGUUUAUUCCGCAGUCUGUCCUCAAGGUUGCCGAAGCGAGACGUCUCGUUUUAUCAAGGCUCGACAUAAUUAGACAAGCUUUGCCGUAUAAAGCGAGCGAUAGCUUUUCGCGGCUUGUUAAAACUAUAUGGUCAGAAUAUGAUAAGGCACAAUCGGAUGCAUCAGCGAAGCAUUGGUUUAAGGCCUUGAGCCAGAUAGGGUUGGAUAUGCCUUUAUAA
Messenger RNA from Fusarium redolens, 2070 nucleotides. RefSeq lists its product as uncharacterized. The record is from RefSeq and is a predicted model, not a curated record. Gene Ontology annotation, molecular function: transcription cis-regulatory region binding; DNA-binding transcription factor activity, RNA polymerase II-specific; zinc ion binding. The transcript has 2 exons. Lineage: Eukaryota; Fungi; Ascomycota; Sordariomycetes; Hypocreales; Nectriaceae. Gene Ontology annotation, cellular component: nucleus. Bases 1 to 2070 code for a protein of 689 amino acids. Gene Ontology annotation, biological process: positive regulation of transcription by RNA polymerase II.